CCGAAAUUCCACCACCCAAACUCCAUUCUUCUCGUUCUCUCUCCUCCCAUCUCCCUCAACUAAUUCAAUCUCAGAAAAAACACCGUCAAUUCAUCAACUCGUCCACAAAAAUGCUAAUCAUUUCUCUCUUCUCACUCUCUCUCCUCUAACGAUUUCUCCAUAACCCACAUUUUCUCCCUCCUCCUUCAACAAUGGCGCUCCCUCAAUUCCUCCAUUAUUCCACCACCACCAUAACCACCCCUAAACCCUCCUUAAACCCCACGCCACCCACUUUCCUCCACCCUUCCCCACUCUCUCUCCUCCACAGCCACCGUAAACACCACCGGAACCUCCGCUGCUCCGCCUCCUCAUCCUCCCCACAACCCCACAACAAUCCUCCUUCCCCUAACCCCACCCCACGAAACGACGUUGUAGAACUCCCCAUCUUCCCCCUCCCUUUAGUCCUCUUCCCUGGCUCAAUCCUCCCAUUACAAAUCUUCGAGUUUCGCUACCGUAUAAUGAUGCAUACCCUCCUCCAGACCGACCUCCGUUUCGGAGUUAUUUUCUCCGAUACCCUCUCCGCCGCUGCAACCUCCGUCGGUUGCGUCGGUGAGGUCGUCAAGCACGAGCGCCUCGCCGACGAUCGCUUCUUCCUAAUCUGCAAGGGUCAGGAACGCUUCCGUAUCAAUAAGAUCGUACGGUCCAAACCUUACCUCGUGGCAGCCGUGGAUUGGCUCGAGGAUAAGCCCUCCUCCGAUGGAUCCCACGAGGAUUUGGAGAGCUUGGCGAAGGAUGUGGAGAGCUACAUGAGGGAUGUGAUUAGGUUGAGCAAUCGGUUGAAUGGGAAGGAAGAGAAAGAGGUUGGGGAUUUACGACGGAAUUUAUUUCCAACGCCGUUUUCGUUCUUUGUAGGGAGCACGUUCGAAGGUGCGCCGCGCGAGCAGCAGGCGUUGCUGGAGCUGGAGGAUACCGCGGCGCGGUUGAGGAGAGAGAAGGAGACUUUGAGGAAUACUUUGAAUUAUUUGAGUGCUGCUUCUGCUGUUAAGGAUGUGUUUCCAUCUUCUUCAACAUAGAAGUAAAAUGUGGGUGGCAAGGUUUGUGAAUAGAUAGGUAACUACUUUUUAUGUUUUUUGGUUUUUGAUUGGAAUGAAUGUAUUGGUAUAAAAAGUUGUAAAUGAAUGUUAUUGAUGCAUAAUUGAAAAGUAUUGUUAUGGGGUA
Spinacia oleracea (spinach) is the source of this 1197-nucleotide messenger RNA. RefSeq lists its product as uncharacterized. The coding region runs from base 192 to 1052 and encodes 286 amino acids. Lineage: Eukaryota; Viridiplantae; Streptophyta; Magnoliopsida; Caryophyllales; Amaranthaceae. The transcript has a single exon. The record is from RefSeq and is a predicted model, not a curated record.